AUGUCACUAUGCGGACCUCCUAGAGCAAGAAAGCGCAUAAAUUGGAAAAAAUUUGAAAUUGAACUAGCACCUCGGAUUAAACCUAACCACAUCUCUACCAUCUCAGACAUCAAUAGGAACAUUGUCCAACUUACGAAUAAUAUCCAAAAUGAAUGCGAGAACUGUUCCUACUCAGUGGGUCAAUCAGAGCUCUUGAAACCACUACUGGACGAAAUACUAUUAGAGAUCGAUACCAAACGUAUAUUGCGGAAUAACUGGCAACAAACACGAGACCCACGCAUGAAAACACUAUACAACGCCCAGGUAUCCUACGUUAAAGAUUUUCUCACCAAACAUAGACUCCAUGAGUGGCAACUCUUCACCUCCACACUAAAUGUUAAAAAUAAAUCUCUAUAUAAACUGAAUCGUCGACUUCUCCAUAAUCCACCACCAUCUCAACCGCUCAGAACUCCUGCUGAGACACAAAUAUACGACUCCAACUUAAAGGCUGAGCUUUUUGCUGACACAAUGACCGCACAGUUCCAAAACAACCCAGGUCCCCCACUACUUGAAGUAAAUGACUCCAUCGCAAAACUACGAGCUCCCAAUAUUCCCCCGUCAGAAAACUACGUUUUACCGAAUGAAUUAGGGACAUAA
Macrosiphum euphorbiae (potato aphid) is the source of this 636-nucleotide messenger RNA. The record is from the annotation of a GenBank genome assembly. Lineage: Eukaryota; Metazoa; Arthropoda; Insecta; Hemiptera; Aphididae.